GCCACGUAUGUCUACGCCAAAAAUUUGUUUAAAUAAAGGAAAACUUUUCUUAUUUCGCGCAAAGCUCUAUCUUUCUCUCCAAGAAAGAAAACGAGCGCAACAACAAACAAAUAAGCGGAAAAGAAAACUUCGACGCCGAUACAAUUUCGUAAAACGUCGAAAACUGUGAUUGCGUGGCAGUCAAGGAAGCAGGGCUAGCUCCUCCUGCUCGCUUGGCACUCAGAUGCUUUUCUGGCCGGCACGCCUCUCCGAGGAACAGCAACUGCUUCAGCGCUCAACUUUGAGGCAAAUCGUUCUUUUGUUUGGGCUGAUACUUUGCUUGGUGUGCAGAUUUCCUGAAGGACAAAAGUCCUUGAACUUCCUGCUUUUUCGGAAAAUCGUUACCGACCACAACAGCAAGUACAUAUCCUUGUAUGAUGCUGCGAUCAGUCAGGACUACACCACGAUUAACAUUACCCUGAACCUUGCGAGGAACAUCACGGCGGAUAUAUGGCUUAAGGCUACGAUAGGGCAGCGGGUGUCCAAACACGGAGAAUCCUACAGGGACGUCUUCACCUACAACGUGAAUCUGUGCCAGGUAAUGGGCAGGGGCAAGGGCAACAGCCUGAUCAACUUCUGGCUGAAUAAUAUCCUCAGGCAGUCCAAUAUGCCCCGAAACUGCCCACUCAAGGAGGGCAACUACUUUAUGCGCAACAUUCGAUCGGAAAAGGAGACCAUUCCACGGUUCAUUCGCUCGGGCAGCUUUCGCAUAGACUCUAACGUUUAUGUGAGGGACUGGCACAGUGUCAAUUUGACAGAAACAAUCUUUUAUGUCGACAUAAAAAUGAAGUGAGUGGGCCCGGCGUCCGGACCCUCUUUUUCAGGAAGGCUUGCACCGAUAUCAACUGGCCACAUUAAAAGGCAAUGAAUUAUUGAAGAGCUCAAAUCUCCGCUGGCUAACACAAUUUCUCACUUCCAAUCGAAUAAAUCGUUGCACGUGCAUUUCGCAUAAAUAAAUUAAUGAGUCCUCAAACAAGGACCCGGAUAGAGACACCGACACGGACACGGAUUUCUGCACGGAACGUGGCUGGCCGCGCUGCAAGCUGCGAUUUAUACGAGGGCGCCAUCUAAGCGCAAAAUAAUUUAAACACUGUCAAUAAUAGUUUGGGGACAUAGUAUUUUUCCAUCGACAAGUUUGCCCUCGACUUCCCGACGCGUCCUUUGUCCAGGUCUUCUCGACACGUUCACACGCGCUCCUAAGGAUGCCAUGGGUACUUUUUCGUCGUAUUUCCCAUCAAUUGCACUUCCGGAAUUGAACAGGGGCAGCGCGCACUUUCUUAUAUUUUCCGGAGCCCGGCGAAGAACAAGCAGUCUGAGCUCCUUUGAAACAAAUGCAGGCAGAAUCCGGAGGAGCUGGGCGCACGGUGAGGGAAACUACAGAAGUGAAGUCGUAUGCUCAAGGAAAUUGCCAUCAUUACACUUGUCGCAGUUGCUGUGCUUUGCCUUAAGUAACGUUUAAUGUUUGUUUGCCAUGAA
Drosophila yakuba is the source of this 1515-nucleotide messenger RNA. RefSeq lists its product as uncharacterized. The record is from RefSeq and is a predicted model, not a curated record. NCBI's taxonomy places the organism in Eukaryota, Metazoa, Arthropoda, Insecta, Diptera, Drosophilidae. The transcript is spliced from 4 exons. Bases 224 to 832 code for a protein of 202 amino acids.